Cetraspora pellucida is the source of this 1739-nucleotide messenger RNA. The record is from the annotation of a GenBank genome assembly. Lineage: Eukaryota; Fungi; Glomeromycota; Glomeromycetes; Diversisporales; Gigasporaceae.
UCCUUCCUACAUAUUCCUUUCUAACUGACACGAAUGGAAACGAUCCAUUUUCUGGCAUAUUUCCCGAAAAGCCAGGUAAUCAUGUAGCAAAGCAUCAGAAUAAAGAUGAACCGGUAGACUUAAAAUCACCCUGGGAAAAUGGUGAAGUUUAUUGUUUAGAUGUCCUAACACCUACACCAGGUAUAAUACUCAAUCCCAACGAUCGUGCAUGGAUUCGUUGGCAGAAAACUAAAUCCUGUAAUCCUUUAACUCCACUUUCAACCUUCGAAAUAAAAUUACACGGUUCACCAAGUGUUAAAGGCAGUCUUAAUGGUAAAUUAACAUUGAAUGAAGAGUAUUCAGCUCCAAUUGCAUCGAAUAUUACGAAAAUGGAAUAUGAAUGGAUCGCUCCCGUUAUACCAUUUAAAGAUGUUAAAAAUAAUACUGCAUAUUAUAUAAAAGUUACUACCCAAGCUUUGUUAGACUCUAAUGGUGUGGAAGCUACGGUAUUCGGUCUUACCGGUCCAAUUACCAUUACUAGGAAAGCGACGACUGCUCCCAAAACUUAUUUUUCUCCAAUUAAUGUGACAAAUACUAGUGACAAAAUGAAUAAGACAAAUUUUGAUGAUAUGAAAAAAGGACAACAAACAUCAAACUGUGUGGCAACAGAACUGUUAACGUUUGAAUUACUUGAAGUAUUCUCUUGUUUCCAACAAUUUUUUCCUUUAACUUUUAAGAAAUAUUACAAAAUUGGAAAAACAUUAGGAUCGGGAACUUAUGGUUCGGUUAAGGAGGCUACCAAAACAACUACGGGUCAACGAUUUGCAAUUAAAAUAAUUGAUAAAAAAAAAGUACGAAAUCAAGAAUCAAUGGUUGAAAAAGAAAUGACUAUAUUAAGUGGAUUGGAUCACCCGAAUAUAGUAAAAUUUUAUGAUUGGUUUGAAUCAAGAGACAAAUAUUACUUGGUAUUUGAACUAGCAACGGGAGGUGAGUUAUUUGACAGACUGGUCGAACGCGGUAAAUUCACCGAGGCUGAUGCGGUUGAAGUUAUCAGGACUGUACUUGAUGCAGUUAAAUAUCUUCAUGAGCACCAUAUUGUGCACAGAGAUUUAAAACCAGAAAAUCUAUUGUAUAAAAAUAAAACCGAGGAUUCACCUCUUGUUCUUGCCGAUUUUGGUAUUUCUAAAGUAAUAGCCGAUGAUAAUGAUCUUAUGACAACUCAUUGUGGAUCACAGGGAUACGUAGCACCUGAAAUUCUUAAAAGAACUGCAUACACUAAAGCUGUAGAUUUGUGGAGCAUUGGGCUUUGCGGUUAUCUCCCAUUUCGCUCAGAAGAUCGUUAUGCAUUCUAUGAUGAAGUUACUAAUGCUCGUGUAAGAUUCGAGCCACGAUUCUGGAGAAACGUGUCUGAAGAUGCCAAAGACUUUAUUCGCAGUCUUCUUACGUUAGAUCCUGAACAACGUCCAUCAGCGAAAGAAGCCUUAAAUCAUAAAUGGAUGAGUGGUGAAAAUGCGAUGGAAGUGGAUCUAAUGGCCAAUUUUGAUGCUCUUAAAACCUUUCGCAAAGCUGUUGGUGCUGUACAAGCUGCGGCUCGGAUUCGACGUGAUACUGGUCUGGGCAAAAAGUUUCAAGAUAUGUCUUCGGAUGAUGAAUCCAAUCCUAAUGAAAACAAUGAACCCAUCCAACAUAGUACAGUCGUUGAAGAACAUAGCGACAGUUUUAGUGACUUUUCUAAUAAUCCAAAGCACGCGUUUGUUUGA